GUACUGAUAGCCGAAUUGUUUAACCACUGGGGCUUAGACGGGUUCCUUCAGCACGUGAAGGAUGUGCGGCAGUUUUACCAAGGCAAACGGGACGCCAUCUUGCUGGCGGCAGAGAAACAUCUUACUGGCCUCUGUGAAUGGAAUGUCCCUCAAGGUGGAAUGUUUCUGUGGAUUAAGGUGCUGGGAGUGAAGGACACGGAGGACAUGCUGCUGGAGCGAGGUGCAGCCAGACACGUCCUUCUGGUUCCCGGGAAGGGCUUCACCACCAAGUUCCAUAGUCCUUGCCAGUACAUGCGGGCUUCCUACUCCACCGUCACUGCAGAACAGAUGGAUAAAGCCUUCAGAAUUCUUGCGGAGGUGAUAAGAGAAGAAAUGCAACAGCCUUAACAAAAAGAUUUUUAGCUGCAUUUUCUUUCUAAUUUCAAGCAAAUCAUAGAAAAAGACUAGUUUUAUAUCCACGUUUGUUAUUCAAAUCGAUUCAAUGGAUUGAAAUAUAGGGUGGGUUUUUGGUAAAUAUUUUAAAGGUGAAUCGCUUCCUGUGACCCUACUGUAACUAUUUUUUCUAUGAGAUGUAUUUUGUCAUCUAUAUAUAUAGUGUAGUUCAGAAAGGUCGCGAAAAUAAGAUGACUUGUACAGACUGUAAUUGUGAAACAGAUGUAAAUUAUCGGUAGUAUUUGAGUCAAUAAAU
Molecule: messenger RNA, 688 nt
Organism: Penaeus vannamei (Pacific white shrimp)
Lineage: Eukaryota; Metazoa; Arthropoda; Malacostraca; Decapoda; Penaeidae
Source: RefSeq, a predicted model, not a curated record